Molecule: messenger RNA, 918 nt
Organism: Carcharodon carcharias (great white shark)
Lineage: Eukaryota; Metazoa; Chordata; Chondrichthyes; Lamniformes; Lamnidae
Product: histone H2B-like
Exons: 1
Coding region: 16-429 (137 amino acids)
Cellular component (GO): nucleosome
Molecular function (GO): DNA binding; protein heterodimerization activity; structural constituent of chromatin
Source: RefSeq, a predicted model, not a curated record
AGCUUCCCGAGGGCGAUGUUGCUAAUUGUGCGUCUAAGGCUAAGUGGCGCCAUGGUAGAAGAGAAAAAAUCAGGAGCGGCCAAGAAGGGGUCCAAAAAAAUCGUCAAAAAAACACCACCCAAGGGCGGCAAGAAGAGAAAGCGGUCCAGAAAGGAGAGUUACUCCAUCUACAUCUACAAGGUGAUGAAGCAGGUCCACCCGGACACCGGCAUCUCCUCCAAGGCCAUGAGCAUCAUGAACUCGUUCGUCAACGACAUCUUCGAGCGCAUCGCCGGCGAGGCUUCCCGCCUGGCCCACUACAACAAGCGGCAGACCAUCAGCUCCCGGGAGAUCCAGACCGCCGUGCGCCUGCUGCUGCCCGGGGAACUGGCCAAGCACGCCGUGUCGGAGGGCACCAAGGCGGUGACAAAGUACACCAGCUCCAAGUGAAACGCCACAAUGCACUGAACAAAAGAACUCCAAACACAAAGGCUCUUCUAAGAGCCACCCAAAACCUCACUGAAAGAGCAAAGCCAUGAGCCUGGGGUUAUUUAAUAAUCCUUAUUUAACGUGUGCAUUUUUCUAUUUCCAUUUGGGCUUUGUUACUCUUGUGUGUUUCAAUGAUUAAUGCGAACAUUGUUUCUCAUUCCUUAACGCCUUAUCAAUUAAUGUCAAUUUUGAUCUUUUUUUAAAAUUAACACUCCGCCAUUUUCUUUCACGUUAUUUGGACAAUAUGUCCUGCUAAAUGUUUUAUACACCCAUUUCAUGUCUGUUAUCCUCCUUUAGUGAGCGAGCUUAUGUAAAAACAUGUCAUCCAGUCUCAAUUUUCGACAAUUUAUAACGAAAAUCUGUCCUUUGGUUGGACAUGCCGGAAUAAGUACUCACUCCACAACUCCGCGAUGUGUCAUCGAUGUUGCAAUAAAAAAAAAUGAUCAGAAA